AUGGGUGUUCCAAAGUUUUAUCGAUGGAUUAGCGAACGUUAUCCAUGUUUAAGUGAAGUUGUUCGGGAUGAACAGAUUCCAGAAUUUGAUAAUUUAUAUUUGGAUAUGAAUGGUAUAAUACAUGGCUGUUCGCAUCCAGAUGAUGAAGAUGUUUCAUUUCGAAUUUCAGAAGAGCAAAUAUUUCAUGAUAUUUUUAAUUACAUUGAUUUUCUUUUUGGCAUAAUUAAGCCGAAAAAAGUUUUUUUCAUGGCUAUUGAUGGUGUUGCACCGCGUGCUAAGAUGAAUCAACAAAGAGCGCGACGUUUUAUGUCUGCAAAAAAUGCACAAGAAGCUCUAAGUAAGGCGAGAAAAAAAGGAAUAAAAAUCCCAGAUGAAAAACCAUUUGAUUCAAAUUGCAUCACUCCAGGUACGGAGUUUAUGGCUUAUCUACAUGAGAAUUUACAGUGUUUUGUACAAAUGAAAAUUGCUACGGAUAGUUGUUGGCAAGGUUUACGAAUAUAUCUUUCUGGCCAUAAUUGUCCUGGAGAAGGUGAGCAUAAAAUAAUGGAUUUUAUACGUAGCGAACGAAGUCGUCCAGAUUACGACGCUAAUACAAGACAUUGUCUUUAUGGUCUUGAUGCAGAUUUGAUAAUGUUGGGAAUAUGUUCACAUGAGCCUCAUUUUGCUUUGCUACGAGAAGAAGUGAAAUUUGGAAGGCAAAAAUUUCGUAUCAGAAAACAUAGAGCAAAAGUGGAUGAAAUAACAUUUCAUUUAUUGCAUCUUUCUCUGCUUCGAGAAUACCUUUCAUUGGAAUUCCACUCACUAAAGGAAAAAUUGCCAUUUGAUUAUAAUUUGGAGUCAGUGAUUGAUGACUGGAUACUAAUGGGUUUUCUUAUUGGUAACGAUUUUAUACCUCACCUACCUCAUGUUCAUAUACAUGAAGAUGCUUUACCUCUACUUUACGCUACUUAUAAUGAAGUAUUGCCUCAACUAGAUGGUUAUAUUAACGAAGCGGGUGUUUUAAAUUUGAAGCGUUUUGAAAUUUUCUUGAAAAAUUUUGCAAAAAAUGACAGGAAGAAUUUUCUUGAACAAAUGGAUGAUGAAGCAUAUCUUAGUUCAAAAAGAACAUCAGAUGCUUGGAAAAAGAAUUCUAAUAACGAUGAGCAAAGUUUUAAUGAAGAUUUAGAGGUGUUCGAUCUUUCUAAUGAUGAAACGAAUAAAGUUACUGACAUUGGGAUCUCUAAAGGAGCAUUUGAUUCUGACAGUAAUGCUUCUGACGAAUGUGAAGAAAUUACUGAUCAAAGGGCUUUAACAUCUACUAAAGCAGUGUCUCAUGGAUAUUUUGGUUUGGACAAAGAUUCAGAUGAUGAUCUGCCAGUUGCAUCUUUAGAUGAUGAAAGUUAUGAAAAUGAUUGUGAUUUAUCUUGGACUCCAGUAGUUAAUAAGGCAUUCAAGAAUCACAAACGUGACUAUUAUAAUGAUAAGAUGAAGUAUAACAAUAUAAGUAAGGAAGAGUUACGUGAACAAGCAGAAGGAUACAUUCGUGCAAUUCAGUGGAAUUUACAUUACUACUAUCAUGGAUGUUGUAGUUGGAGCUGGUUUUAUCCACAUCAUUAUGCUCCCUACAUAUCAGAUGUUUCUGAUUUUGCUGAAAUGGAAAUGAAUUUUGAUUUGAGUGAACCAUUUAAACCAUUUGAGCAAUUAUUGGCUGUAUUACCAGCAGCUAGUGCCGAUUGUUUACCACCUCCUUAUAGAGAGCUUAUGAAUGAUCCAAAAAGUCCAAUUAUUGAUUUCUAUCCGGAACAAUUUGACACUGAUUUAAAUGGUAAGAAGAAUGAUUGGGAAGCGGUUAUUCUGAUACCAUUCAUUAAUGAAGAUCGUCUUCUACAAGCUGUAGCUGUUAAAGAUUCUUUAUUAACUGAUGAGGAACGACAAAGAAAUAUGCAUGGACCACAUCUGUUGUUUAGUUAUGAUCCCUCUUCAUCACAUAUUCUGAAAUCUACAUUUCCUGAUAUCUUCCCUGAUAUUCAGGAUUGCGCUGUGAAAAUAGAAAAAAUAGAAAUGAAUCAAUUUCGCAUACCACGUAAUCGAAUAGUACACGGUUUGUUACCUGGAGUUAAGUUAGAUGUUGUAUUUCCUGGCUUUCCUACGUUGAAACAUAUACCUCAUAUUGCUGAGCUUCUUUUUGCGGAUAUUAAAUUGUUUCAACAGCCAUCCAAAAAUCAAUCGAUGAUUCUAAAAAUUGGAAACAGACCAGAACUGGAAAAGGAUAUAAUGGAAAUAGCAUCUGAUUUAGUUGGAAAAGAGGUACAUGUAAAUUGGCCUAUACUACAGGGAGCUUUGGUCCAGGAACUAUGGACUGCUCAUGAAAAAUAUAGCAAAGCUGCUGAUAAAAAAAUUAUUUGUAAUGCUCUUUCGGAAGAAGAGCAAAGUAUGUACAAAACUUAUGUCAAUAUAACUCGACGAAAUGAAUUUGAAAGGAGAGGUAUUGAUGCUGGUCAACAAAAAGGGUUAGCAUUAGUUCGAAUAGCACAUGGAUUGCGAAAAUAUUUUGAAGAGCAAAAAGUAUUAAUUAAACGAUUUUAUGCUGAUAUCAAUAAUACAAUUCCCGUAUCGCUUUCUCUUUUAGUACAAAAUGCACUAGAGGAUUGGGAUUCUAAAUGUGCAUUGGAGGAUUUGUAUCCAAUUAAUGCUAAAGUUUUCAUUUCAUCGGUUGAAAGUAAAUAUUAUGGUUUUUCUGGAUUUAUCAAAGAAAAUCAUCUAAUGACAAAAGGAACACUUACUGUUUCGUGUAAAAUUUCAACAGGGGCAGAUUUGAACUUUUGCGAUAUUGUAGCAGAUUAUGAUAAUUAUGCUCUUAAAUGGUAUACUGCAUAUGAAUUAGCUAAGUUUUUGCAUACUAGUGUUGAUGUUAUUAAUCGUAUCACUGGUUGUGUUUACGUUUUACUGGAUGAAUCAAACGUGGUACCAUCAAAAAAUACUCCACUGAAAGCCAAUAUUGGACUUGAAUUGAAAUUUACAAAAAGGAACCAAAUCGUACCAGAUUUCACAUGUCGUUCGUCAGAGGGUCAUUUAUUAUAUUCGUCAAAAACAUUCGAUAUAAUUAGGAAUUACAAAAUGAAGUAUCCCAGUGUAUUCAAAUAUCUUGAAAAACUGGAUAACUUUCAACCAUAUAUUCAUAUCAAGCAAAUAUUUCCAGAAUUUGAACGAGAAGAAUUAAAUAAAAAAAUUGAAGAGUUAAAAACAUUUUUAAACACUAUUACGCCAAAGAAUGCUUUGGAAUCAGCUGAUGAUGUUUUUGUGGAUUCUGGAGUUUUGAAGGAAAUUGAAAAACGUAUACAAGUUGUCAUUUCAAAAAAUACACCAGAUCAAACUUGUAAACGACUUGCAGUAAAACCGCGUGCUAUUUUUAUGGCGGAACUAUGCAAAGGUGAUAGCAUGCCAGAUGAAACAGCUGAAUUUUGCUUACUGGAUCGAGUUAUUUGUGUUAAAAAACGUCGCGGAGCACCAUUUGGUGAAUUUGGUACUGUUAUUGGAUUACUUAAUACAAAUUCAGGAAAAAAAAUCGAUGUAUUAUUUGAUAAACCAUAUUUUGGAGGCCGAAUUAUGCGAAGUAGUAAAGCAAGUGCAGCUCGAUUACCGAUAUCUUCAUUGAUUAACAUAACAUAUGGAAAACGAAUGCGAAAUGAAAUUCCAUCAAUUGAGCAUAUUGUAAACUCGGCUAAAACUAAUUAUAAACCAAUGGAUUUUCCAAAAAAUUUGCAAAUCAAUAAAGAUGAUCAGCAAAGUCCAUCUGGAAGUUCUGGAUGUAUUUACAGAAAUAAAAUAUCGAUGCCAGGAGAUAAUGCAUCUAGUUCAAGAAAUAAAUGUAAAUCAAAGAAUUCUCAAGCAUCAUGCUCGAAUGAUUUAUGCUAUGGAGAAAGAUCAAAGACUGAGAAAGAAUCUUCAGCUGCUGUUACACAUGAUGCUGAGCUAGCAGCAAAAGAUUGUCGUACGACAGUAGUGCUAGUAGGAAAUCGAAAACUACAAGUUAGGUCUACAAGUGGAUUUAUAGACAGUCAUCCUUCGGGCUCUAAACCUCAGAGUUCAGAAGAGAAAGAAGGAAAAAUAUUUGAAAAGAAAUCGAGUAAUAAAUCUGUAGCUCGACGCUCAGGAAAAAUAAGAGAUGAUGUAAAUUUUGGAAAAAUGGAAGCUAAUAGUAAAAUAAUAAAAAAUAAUGGUACUGUAGGAAUUUCUUCAUGCAAUUUUGGUGGAACAACUACUGUUGUUGGUACUACCACUUCCUAUGGUGACGAUAAAGGAAUGAAAAAUUAUCAUGGAUAUCCACGAACAUGGUUUGGAUGCAGUUCUACGAGAUCGAAAGAUUAUCUUCGAUGUUCUCAUGAAAAAGUCUAUAAGGAGCAAUCAAAUUGUAAAUCUACUACUCGAAUUCAGAAACGAAUGCCUUUGGAGAAAAAGAACAACAAGACUGCAUCUCCACAAAUUACUUUACUUAAAAGAAAUAAACCUCAAGAUAUGCCAGGUGUAGUAUCGGCAACUGAUACGAAACAAGCAGAAGAAUUUGAAAAAAAUGUGAAAUCCGGAAAUGAAAAACAAGAAAUGAUAGCUUCUGGCGGCGGAAAUAGUCCUAUUGAGCAACUAACUGAACAACUCAACAAACAACAUUUGCAUACUUUGGGUGAAUCAAGUAAUUUGGAUGGAUUGACUGAGUCAUCUAAAUCGACUUCAAAGGGAGAAAUUUUAUUACAAAAAUCUGAUCAAAUGAAUGAUGCGCAAACGACUACUAUAAAAUCAGCUGCAAUUGAUGCUACAGUGGAAACAAAUAAACAUGAAAUGAAUUUAAAUGAUAGUAAUUAUUCUACUAUAAAUGCACCCACUACUACUUCUUCAUCUUCAGAUAUUUGUGUAGGAAAAGCAAAUAGAAGAAAGUGUCGAAAGUCACGUGUUGUUGCAAAUUUGGGUUAUAAUAAUAAUAAAUAG
Brugia pahangi is the source of this 4959-nucleotide messenger RNA. Lineage: Eukaryota; Metazoa; Nematoda; Chromadorea; Rhabditida; Onchocercidae. The record is from the annotation of a GenBank genome assembly.